ACCCCCGCGCCUGGCGGCCUCGGACUGCCCGCGCUCGCUUCCGUCUCGGGGUCGCGGAGCGCUCGAGGCGGAGACGGGUACCCCUGCUUCGCCCUGCGAUGAGCACCCCCGAGGUGCCGCGCGACCUGCAGCUUCCCCCGAGUCAGAGGGCCCAGCUCGCGUUCAGAGAGCAAAGAAAGCAAAAACUCAAGGAACACAUGUUGAAAAGGAAAACUUUGUUUGCGUACAAACAGGAAAAUCAGAUAUUAUCCAGGAGUGGGAACCAGAGAGUGAUGGCGUCUGAGGGGCAGGUCCAAGAAGAGACAAAGGUUCUGAAACUUAAGACAAAUAUGGCUGAUAAAGAAAAUGUCCAUAUACCUACAAAGAGCAAAAAUAUUAUGACAGUGAAGAAAGACUGUAUUCCGUUAAAAUCUUCUAAUGAAUUGACCAAUUCAACUAUAACGACUGAUACACAAAAUUUGGAGAAUAAUAAUGAGAAUCUGCAGCCCUUACCGAGUAAGGAUGAGCCCCAGGGCAAACGGAUGACCUUCAGCCGAGCGUUCCACAUCAAACACAAUGAUAAAAAGAAAGAGGGGACUUCGGAGAGGCCGAAGCAGGAUGCCAACGGGCCCAAGAAGCCUGUGCUGGGAUGCUACCGUGGCCAGGUGGUGCAGUCUAAGGUUGAUUCCUUCAGAAAACCCGUCCGAGCCAGAGACGAGAGUUCUGCAACGGCAGGGAAACCUUCCACCGCGGUCCCCAAAGCCGCGAAGCCCCAGCCUACGAACACCGGCGGUGUCCCAGCGAAAAGCCACAGGGCCUCCACGGUGGCCGCUGCCACUAAAGCCGCGAGCGCCGCGCCUCAGAGCAAACAGCUCCUGCGCCCCCCUAUUAGAAGUCACAGCAGUUAUGCGCAGGACGCCCCGAAACGCGGCAUCGGUGCAGCCUCCGCCCACGUCACAGUUCGGAAAGCGCCUCGUGCCAAAGAGUUGGUGCGCUCCACUCCGGUUUCACCCGGUGUCAAAAGUGGCUCUUCUCGGGAAGCGGGCGGAAAUAAGACGCUGCCCAGAAGCGUCACGGCCGCAGCGGUAGCCAGGCCUGCGCCGUCAUGGAAUGCCAACACCACGCGGGCGGGAGAGCCGGACACCGCCGACCAGCGCAGACACACCAUAGCCAAGGCCACCGUCGACAGUAGGCCGGCUCUGCCCAGAGAAACCGCGGGGGAGAGGAGGGCGCGCCUGAGCGAGUGGAGAGCCAGCAAGGGGAGGACGCUGAAGAGGCCCCCCAGCUCGGCGGCCGGCCAGCCCGCGUCCGAGGAGCCGAGUGAGAAGCCGGUGGGGUCCUUCUGGACCACCAUGGCGGAAGAAGACGAACAGAGGCUGUUCACUGAGAAAGUAAACAAGACGAUUUCCGAGUGUCUGAACCUGAUUAGUGAGGGGUGCCCCAAAGAAGAAAUAUUGGGCACACUGAAUGACCUGGUUAAAAAUAUUCCAGACGCCAGAAAACUGGUUAAGUACUGGAUAUGCCUUGCACGCAUCGAACCACUCACGGGCCCUAUUGAAAACAUUAUCUCCAUCUACGAAAAGGCCAUCCUGGCAGGAGCUCAGCCCAUUGAAGAAAUGCGACAUGCAGUUGUGGGCAUUCUGACAGCGAAGGGUCAAGAAAAAGUUAAACUGGGAGAAAAUCUUGAGGAGGCCUGUACAACCAAGGAACCGACCCAGGAUGUCAGCCCUGGAGAUGCCGGUGUUCAUGCAGAGUCAGGAAAAUCCGAGACGGAAGCGAAACAUCCCAGAAGCGUGGUGUUUCAAGACUGUGAACAAGAGCGAGCUGACAAAACCAAAGGUCCAACCAGUGACGCCAAAACCCCCAACACAGAAACUCGGAAUAGUUGCUUAAUUAAAUACAACGUGUCUACUACACCAUACUUGCAAAGUGUAAAAAAGAAAAUGCAGUUUGAUGAAAUGAAUUCUACCCUUAAAGAGCUCAAGUUUAUAACUCCAGUGAGACGUUCUCAGCGGCUCCAGGACAAGACUUCCAAACUGCCCGACAUGCUGAAAGACCAUUACCCCUGCGUGUCUUCGCUGGAGCAGCUCACAGAGCUGGGGGAUGAGACCGACGCCUUCAUUUGCCGCCCCAACACGGCCCUGUAUCGGAUGUGCGUGGAGACAGAGACCGAGUCAGAGCAGUGAAGCUGGGAUGAGAAACGGGGUUUCAUGACCCUGGGGUGCUUGUUUGCUUGCUGUGGCCUCGUGCAGCUCUUAGGUCAGGAGCUGGCCAAAUGCCUAAGUGUUUGGUGCCGUGAAACCUUCCCCGGCACUCUCGGCACAGCAGGCGGGGCGGGUGCCUUCUGGGCCGGAGAGCCCGUCUACUCUGUGCUCUCAGACUCGGGCGUUCCCCGAGGUGGGUGCAUUUGACUGCUGGUUGACCACAUUCCUCUAACGAUAAUUAACAAGUGUCCUAGUGUUGGUGGUAUUUCUAAAAUAACUUAAUAGUUAAACUUGUUUUGUAACAUAAAAACUUAGGUGUUAAAUCACGUCCCUGAAGCAUGAUAGUUAGGCACUGUAAACAGCCUCGUCUCCCCACACACGUAUCACUAAUAAAAGUGUUUAUGUCUUCGA
This is a messenger RNA of Phyllostomus discolor (pale spear-nosed bat), 2594 nucleotides long. It is a transcript of the gene CKAP2, whose product is annotated as cytoskeleton associated protein 2. NCBI's taxonomy places the organism in Eukaryota, Metazoa, Chordata, Mammalia, Chiroptera, Phyllostomidae. Bases 99 to 2165 code for a protein of 688 amino acids. The transcript is spliced from 9 exons. Gene Ontology annotation, biological process: negative regulation of microtubule depolymerization. Gene Ontology annotation, cellular component: microtubule cytoskeleton. The record is from RefSeq and is a predicted model, not a curated record.